Peronospora matthiolae is the source of this 840-nucleotide messenger RNA. Lineage: Eukaryota; Oomycota; Peronosporomycetes; Peronosporales; Peronosporaceae. The record is from the annotation of a GenBank genome assembly.
AUGUCCGGCUCACUGAUGCCUGAGGCACAACCUUCGAACACCCCAAAUCCAUUUUCUGAACGUGGAGAUGCGAGCGCGCCACUAGCGCAGCACUUAGCACCUGGGUCUGAUGAGACUAUCAUCACGAACCCGCUCGAUGAUCGACAACAAUUUAUUGUCCAAAGAGAAGAAAACGCUCAGCGUUAUGUACAAAUGGCUGCAACCCUUGAAGGCCAGCGUGACCAUGUGUUAACCCCACCCUGUGUGGAGGAACGUCUACGUCAAGCGGCCGGCCAAACAUUGGCAACGUGGGUCAUUGGCCAUGGGCCUAAGACUCCUGAGGAGGUGGUGAGCUGCCAGGCACUUCGUGAGAGGUACCUGGAGUCGCACCUAAAGACUCAAAGUUUAUACAAGGCACGCCUUGACAUGCAAGCACGUGGUGCACCGGUUCCACCGAUCAAGGGUAUACCCAUUCUCUUGCUCGCAGGCGAAAUAGUGAGUGAAGAAGAAGAUGCCUUCGCUCACUGGGUGCACUAUCUUCGGCAUGGUUAUGCCAAGCUUAAGGCCAGAGGCCAAUUGCGCAAGCGCACGCGCUAUGCUUCGGCUAUUAAGGUAGCCGCGAAUGCUGGUCAGUCUGUGGCCAACAACCCGCCAACUCGCACCACUAGUGGUGGGGAACGGCCCCGGUCUCGAGAUGACCAUGGCCACGAUGCUCAAAAGCAGCUAAAGCAUACGGGCAGUCUUGCCGAAGACGUACCUCAAAUUCCCAUGAGAUUUCAGACUCAGGGUACCUACGCCACUUUACCAGAUACUGGUAUUGGCCCUGACGACGACGUCGUGUCAUUAGUCUCUCGACAUUAA